This is a messenger RNA of Suncus etruscus (white-toothed pygmy shrew), 2103 nucleotides long. It is a transcript of the gene VANGL1, whose product is annotated as VANGL planar cell polarity protein 1. Gene Ontology annotation, biological process: multicellular organism development. The transcript has 7 exons. Bases 1 to 1641 code for a protein of 546 amino acids. NCBI's taxonomy places the organism in Eukaryota, Metazoa, Chordata, Mammalia, Eulipotyphla, Soricidae. Gene Ontology annotation, cellular component: plasma membrane. The record is from RefSeq and is a predicted model, not a curated record.
AUGAGGGUAGCUAGAGGAAGAACAGCCUGUGGGACAAAGGCCUUGGUCUCUGAAGGGCCCCUGUGGAGGAACUCUUUUCUGGACUGUUCACAGCAGGGUGGAAAUGACAGUUUUUAUAGACGGUUCAUGCCCAUGCGGGAAAGAAAUCGAGAGAGGCAUAAAUCACCCCGGAGUAAAGAUGGCAGAGGGUCAGAAAAAUCUGUCACCAUUCAGGCUCCCACCGGAGAGCCCCUCCUGGCAAAUGACUCUAGUAGAACUGAGGAAGUCCAGGAUGACAACUGGGGAGAGACCACCACGGCCAUCACAGGCACCUCAGAACACAGCAUCUCUCAGGAGGACAUUGCUCGCAUCAGCAAGGACUUGGAGGACAGCGUGGGUCUGGAUUGCAAGCGCUACCUGGGCCUCACUGUGGCCGCCUUUCUGGGACUUCUAGUUUUCCUCACCCCCAUUGCCUUCAUCCUCCUGCCUCCCAUCCUGUGGCGAGACCAGCUGGAGCCUUGUGGCACCAUUUGUGAGGGACUCUUCAUCUCCGUGGCCUUCAAGCUCCUCAUUCUCCUCAUUGGCACCUGGGCCCUGUUUUUCCGCAAGCAGAGAGCAGACAUGCCACGGGUGUUCGUGUUCCGUGCCCUCCUGCUGGUCCUCAUCUUCCUCUUCGUUGUGUCUUACUGGCUUUUUUAUGGGGUCCGGAUUUUGGAUUCUCGGGAUCGCAAUUACCAGGGCAUCGUCCAGUAUGCGGUGUCCCUGGUGGAUGCUUUGCUCUUCAUCCAUUACCUGGCCAUCGUCCUGCUGGAGCUCAGACAGUUGCAGCCCAUGUUCACACUCCAGGUGGUUCGUUCCACAGAUGGCGAGUCCCGUUUCUAUAGCUUGGGACACCUAAGUAUUCAACGAGCAGCACUGAUGAUUCUGGAAAAUUACUAUAAAGAUUUCACCAUCUAUAACCCCAACCUCCUAACAGCAUCCAAAUUCCGAGCAGCCAAACACAUGGCAGGUCUGAAAGUCUACAAUGUUGAUGGUCCCAGCAACAAUGCCACAGGUCAGUCCCGGGCUAUGAUUGCUGCAGCUGCUCGUCGCAGAGACUCAAGCCAUAAUGAAUUAUACUAUGAAGAAGCUGAACAUGAAAGAAGGGUGAAGAAGCGAAGAGCAAGGCUAGUGGUUGCAGUAGAAGAAGCUUUCAUCCAUAUCCAGCGUCUCCAGUCUGAAGAGCAGCAGAAAGCCCCUGGAGAAGUGAUGGACCCCAGGGAGGCAGCACAAGCCAUCUUCCCCUCCAUGGCACGGGCUCUGCAGAAGUACCUGCGCACCACACGACAGCAACACUACCAUAGCAUGGAGAGCAUCUUGCAGCACCUGGCCUUUUGCAUCACCAACAGCAUGACCCCAAAGGCCUUCCUGGAGCGGUACCUCCGUGCAGGCCCCACGCUGCAAUAUGACAAAGAGCGCUGGCUCUCCACGCAAUGGCGACUUGUGAGUGAAGAGGCUGUGACGAACGGACUGCGAGAUGGCAGCGUUUUUGUCCUAAAAUGCUUAGACUUCAGCCUCGUGGUCAAUGUGAAGAAAAUCCCCUUCAUUGUCCUCUCUGAGGAGUUUAUAGACCCCAAGUCUCACAAAUUCGUGCUCCGCUUACAGUCUGAGACGUCGGUUUAAGAGGUUUAUAUUUGUGGCUUUAUAAAAAAAAAGAAAAGAAAAGAAAUAUAUUAAGAUAUAUAUGUAUACUGGAGGGACAUCUUUUUUUUUUUAUUAAUUUUUUCAUUGCUGACUACAACUGACCAGUACCUUUUGACCAUCUGCACUUUAUUUGGAAGUAUGCAGGGGCUGUCCACCCUAGCCAAGAAGGGAUUCAUACUAUUUUGCUUGCAUGGACAGGACGUCUCCAGUUGAUCCCUGGAAUGUCUGUGACAGCUAUAAACCAAAGCAGAGCUGCUUCUCGAAGCCUUGCCUUAGUCUCUGCCUUCGUCCAUCCCAUGUCCUCUGCUUCGGGCCCAUCUACUUGAGAUUCGCAGGGAACAUGUCUUUCUUCUUGUUUCAGGAAACCAGACAUGACAUGUCCACCUACAUCUCUAUGGAUGUUAUUGUCCAGUGUCAUGUCCCCUAUGAUCAUUUUCCCCG